Molecule: messenger RNA, 2441 nt
Organism: Puntigrus tetrazona (Sumatra barb)
Lineage: Eukaryota; Metazoa; Chordata; Actinopteri; Cypriniformes; Cyprinidae
Gene: golph3b
Product: golgi phosphoprotein 3b
Exons: 4
Coding region: 199-1083 (294 amino acids)
Biological process (GO): Golgi vesicle budding; Golgi to plasma membrane protein transport; Golgi organization
Cellular component (GO): Golgi cisterna; cytosol; trans-Golgi network
Molecular function (GO): phosphatidylinositol-4-phosphate binding
Source: RefSeq, a predicted model, not a curated record
CCAUAUUGAAUAAGGAAAUAAGAGUGGAAGAAGAGGAGGAACGUCCCGGAUGCAUGUAAACAUCCACGUCAACAGAAAGCGUAUUAAUGAAACAGUUAUAGGGGCACGGAAGAGCGUAAAUAUAGGGAUUAUCGGCUCUGGCGGAUGCACAGUUAAAAGACCGUUAAACGCGGUGGUGUUUUUAGGUUUGCGCGAACAAUGACUUCCCUCACGCAGAGAAACUCGGGCCUGGUGCAGAGACGGACCGAGGCCUCGCGUAGCGCCGCCGCCGCGGAGAAGGAGAAGAGCCCCGGCGAGGAUGAGCACGAGUCCCGCCGCGGAGAAGAGGACGAGGAAGACAAGGGAGACUCGAAGGAGACGCGGCUGACUCUGAUGGAGGAGGUGCUGCUGCUCGGCCUGAAGGAUCGAGAGGGUUACACGUCGUUCUGGAAUGAUUGCAUAUCUUCUGGACUGAGGGGCUGUAUGCUGAUUGAACUGGCCAUAAGAGGACGCUUGCAGCUGGAGGCGUCCGGGAUGAGGAGGAAAAGCCUGCUGACCAGAAAGGUGAUCUGUAAAUCGGACGCCCCAACCGGAGAUAUGCUGCUGGACGAGGCUCUGAAACACGUCAAAGAGACCCAGCCUCCGGAGACGGUCCAGAGCUGGAUCGAGUUGUUAAGUGGUGAAACCUGGAAUCCGUUGAAGCUGCAUUACCAGUUACGGAACGUGCGCGAGCGCUUGGCUAAGAACUUGGUGGAGAAGGGCGUGCUCACCACGGAGAAGCAAAACUUCCUGCUUUUUGACAUGACCACCCACCCGCUGACCAACAACACGGUCAAGCAGCGGCUGGUGCGCAAGGUCCAGGAGGCCGUCCUGGAGAAGUGGGUCAACGAUCCCCAGCGGAUGGACAAGCGUCUGCUGGCGCUGCUGUUCCUGGCGCAUUCCUCCGACGUCCUGGAGAACGCCUUCGCUCCUCUGCUGGACGACCAGUACGAUCUGGCCAUGAAGAGGGUGCGGAUGCUUCUGGAUCUGGAGCCCGAGGCCGAAGCUGCCAAGUCGGGCGCCAACGAGCUGCUGUGGGCCGUGGUGGCCGCUUUCACCAAAUGAACCUCCAGAGCCGAGAGAAACGGACUCCACUUUGUGCUCGUGGCGUUGGACUCGGAGCGCUGGCCCCAAGCUCGGUUGAUUCGGACUAAUAUUGGUGAUGGUGAUGAUGGAAAUACGAAUUUUGAAGGUUGCUGACGAGGAGGAUACUCGGAAAGGGACGGCUUUGUCUCAUUGUCACAGAUUUGUCUUCUCUGACCUUCACAACGGUGUUGCCCUGUCUACUUCAAAACGGCCAAUAGUUGCUACAUGAUUGCAAUUCACUGUGAGGCUUCUUGUAGUUCACGCACUUAGAUCAUAAAGUAAAAAACAAAAAAAAGAGCGCAUUGAGGGAGGCGGGUCUGUAUUUAAUAGGCCGCGACUCGAAUCUCGGUAUAAUUCUACAGUUAUCUCAAACUCUGUGUAUAAGGAGUUCUCGAACGCACAGGUUUGUCGUGGUUGCACAAAAACGCCCCGUUUCUGGUUGUAUUUGCAUAUUCAGCAGGAAAUUAAAUGGGCGUCGAGUUGAAGGAAAAUAAACCGCUUCACAUUUCAAAAGACUGAAAAGCGAGCGCCGGGUUUUCUCCGGUGCUCUAAAGAAAACGCCGCUUCCUCGCAAGUCUUCUUUCCAGAAAUGCUCGAAGAAUAAAACGUUCUAAUGUGUGCUGAUGAUUCAGUUUUUUCUUGUCGUUUUUUUUUUUUUUUGGCUUGGUGGUCGGCCCGUGUAUGAACUCCACGGGGAUCGUUCUAUUCCUCUCAGCCUUUCUGUUCUUGGUUGGGCUGAUCGAAUCUGGUUCGUCUCUCCAAUGCAAGAUCGGUCCGGUCUGAUAACGCGCCACAAACCAGGCGAGGAAGCGCAGAGCUCACGAAAACACCUUAAAUCAAACGCACGGGUUUAAGUUGCCUCGUAACUUCGGUUCAUUUCACGCUAAAGGCCAGUCAAACACUAGCACAGCCCCUGCUUUAAGAAAAGCCUUUUCAUAGUGAUCCCUGCAUCCAUGUAGCCGUCUCCUCACAUGCACACAUAUAUAUAUAUGGUUUUCUUCAUCUCAAUCUCUCGCUAUAUUUCCAAUUUUUGUACCAUGUUUUUAAUCCUUUUUAUUUUGUUCCUUCCUUUAGCCGUUAGCACAAUAUUUCAGAGUCGUUUGUCCUGUUUUUGUUCGUCUCUUGUUCUGAAGGAGGACAGGUAAAGCGCGGGACGGGGAUACGCUCUUCCUCUGAAAGCACGCCGGUCUUUGACAUGAUGAUAUACUGUUAGUGAACAAUAAUUAAUGAGCUGUAAAAGUAGAGAUGGUGUGAAACGGACGCCCUGAUUUGUACAUCUGCUUUUUAUCAUAUAAUAAAGGAAUAUCUUUAAGUGCCUGGAAGGUAUAUGAAUAUUA